AUGUAUAUAUCGAUUCUUGUUUCACAUAUCCAUCGAAAUCAUAUGCCAGGUUGUCGUCUUGGAGAUAGUGGAAUUGUCAUUGGUUCAUACGAAAGUGACAAAGUUAGCAUAACUGCUUGGGAAAACACCCGAAAUGAAAAUCCAGGGCUUCCUUUUUCACUGGUGUCGAUACUGAUAUGCUACGGGAUAUAUCAUCUAUCAAAUUCAGGUCGAGAAAUAACUGGAAGUACUGGGGAAGUGAGGAAAGGCGAGAGUUGGUGUUUGCGUAAUAUUUGCCUCAGUGUCACAUAG
Brugia pahangi is the source of this 291-nucleotide messenger RNA. Lineage: Eukaryota; Metazoa; Nematoda; Chromadorea; Rhabditida; Onchocercidae. The record is from the annotation of a GenBank genome assembly.